Mesocestoides corti is the source of this 1347-nucleotide messenger RNA. Lineage: Eukaryota; Metazoa; Platyhelminthes; Cestoda; Cyclophyllidea; Mesocestoididae. The record is from the annotation of a GenBank genome assembly.
AUGGGCAAGGAGAAGACUCAUAUCAAUCUUAUCGUUAUUGGACAUGUUGACUCCGGAAAGUCAACUUCCACUGGACACCUUAUUUACAAAUGCGGAGGAAUUGACAAGAGGACCAUUGAGAAGUUCGAAAAGGAGGCGGCUGAGAUCGGAAAAUCGUCCUUCAAAUAUGCCUGGGUCCUGGAUAAGCUGAAGGCGGAACGUGAACGCGGUAUAACUAUUGAUAUCGCUUUGUGGAAGUUUGAAACGCCGAGGUACCUUGUAACAAUCAUUGACGCUCCUGGACAUCGCGAUUUCAUCAAGAAUAUGAUCACUGGCACUAGUCAGGCAGAUUGCGCCAUUCUUGUCGUCGCGGCUGGUGUCGGUGAAUUCGAGGCCGGAAUAAGCAAGAAUGGUCAGACUCGGGAGCACGCACUGCUGGCCUUCACUCUCGGCGUCAAAAAAUUGAUUAUUGCCGUAAACAAAAUGGACGCAGUGGACUACAGUGAGAAGCGUUUCCAGGAGAUCAGUUCCGAGAUGAAGGCGUAUAUUAAGAAGGUGGGCUACAAUCCAGAUACCGUCAACAUCGUGCCCAUCUCUGGCUGGGUUGGUGACAACAUGCUGGAGCCGAGUUCGAACAUGCCUUGGUACAAGGGACCAACCCUUUUAGCUAGCAUUGACCUUAUUGAGCCGCCGGUUCGCCCUGUUGAAAAGCCUCUUCGUAUUCCUCUUCAGGACGUGUACAAGAUUGGCGGCAUUGGUACGGUCCCUGUGGGUCGUGUGGAAACGGGUGUAUUGAAGCCAGGAAUGGUUGUUACCUUUGCGCCUGUGGGAAUAUCCACUGAGGUCAAAUCCGUUGAAAUGCAUCACGAAGCGCUCCAGGAGGCUGUGCCCGGUGACAAUGUCGGCUUCAACGUUAAGAACGUAUCGGUCAAGGAUAUUCGUCGCGGAUACGUUGCUGGUGAUUCGAAGAACAAUCCGCCACGAGAGGCAGCCGACUUUGUUGCUCAGGUCAUUGUUCUAAACCAUCCCGGUGAGAUUGGUGCAGGGUACUGUCCCGUUCUCGACUGCCAUACUGCGCAUAUCUCGUGCAAAUUCGCUGAGCUCCGCGAAAAGAUUGAUCGUCGUACCGGUCAGGUUAAGGAACAAAACCCUCAAAAGAUCAAGUCCGGCGACGCUGCAAUUGUUUUCAUGGUUCCUAGUAAGCCCAUGUGCGUCGAGGUCUUCUCGGAAUUUCCACCGCUUGGACGCUUCGCUGUUCGUGACAUGAGGUCGACGGUGGCGGUUGGUGUCAUUAAGUCAGUAACCUUCAAAGACAAGGAAGCGAAGGCCACCAAGUCUGCCCAAAAAGCUGCUAAAGCGAAGAAGUAA